AUGCAGCCAGCUCUGGAUAUGCAUCAAAAGAGCAGCAUAGCAGCUAUGAAAUCCACAGACACAAGGCCAGAUCCUACUAAAAUUACAAUUAAUUGCUCCGGACAAAAGGGAAUUUGCAAGCAGGAAGGCAUCAAUAUAAAAGAAGCUGAAGCAAAUUUCAAGAGCAUGAAGUUACCUAUUAUGCAAAUAUGGUAUGAAAAUUUGCUCCUUUCAGAACUAGUUUAUGGCUUGAAGAAAAACAAAUUUACUGCUACAGAAAGCAAUGAUAUCUCUUCCUUUUUAGAGCGAGCUCUUAUACGCCUUGAAAGAUGGUUCCAUUGGUUCAACACUACUCAGUCAGGAAAGGAAAUGAGCAGCUAUUUUUGGCAUGGAAGAGAUAGCACAACAAUACGUGAACUAAAUCCAAAGACUCUAUCCUCUGGGCUGGAUGAUUAUCCUCGUUCUUCACAUCCUACUGAAGAAGAACGUCACUUGGACCUUAGAUGCUGGAUGCUCCUUGCUGCAGAUUCCCUGCAUUCCAUUGCUGACUUGUUUGCGAAGGAAAGCAAACGAAAAAAGGAAUAUGGUUCAACAGCUAAGCUGCUUUCAGAUUUUGAAAUUCUGAAUCAGAUGCAUUUUGAUCCAGCUUACGGAGCUUAUUUUGAUUAUGGAAAUCAUACAGAAAAGGUUCGUUUAAGUUGGAAAGAAACAAAGGUGGGAAAUAACCAUCCAACUCGUGAGCUUGUAAGGGAAGUACUAGAAAAGCCAGAGCUGAGAUUUGUUCCUCAUAUUGGUUAUGUCAGCCUUUUUCCAUUCAUGGAGAAGAUUAUUCCACCUGAAUCAUGGAUUCUGGAAAAACAGCUUGACCUCAUUUCAAAUAAGAGUAUCUUAUGGACUGAUUAUGGACUCCGCUCGCUUGCCAAAACAAGCUCCAUGUACAUGAAACGCAACACAGAGCAUGACCCACCUUAUUGGAGAGGUCCAAUUUGGAUGAACAUGAAUUACAGGAUUCUUUCUGCACUCCACCAUUACACACAAGUGAAUGGACCGUAUAGAGACAGAGCGAAAGCAAUAUAUGAUGAAUUAAGGAGCAAUCUGAUCAGAAAUGUGGUUAGCAACUACCACCAGACUGGGUUUCUAUGGGAACAAUAUGAUCAGAAAAAGGGUAAAGGAAAAGGUGCUCGUGUAUUCACUGGCUGGACAUCACUUGUGCUAUUAAUGAUGGCUGAAGGUUAUAGUGAGAGUUAAAUCCGUUAAUAUGAAGUUUUUGCCAACAGAAAAGGGAAACAAGAACAAGUUUUGUACCAAGAGUAACUCUCUACGAUUAUUUCAUGGGGUAGUAAUUUUAUAUUAGCGCUGGUACCCAGUAUCAGCACAUCUGUAUACAUUGAAGAAACAAAAAACUCUUAUAGAAGAUAAUUAAAAUUUAAAA
Molecule: messenger RNA, 1411 nt
Organism: Pistacia vera
Lineage: Eukaryota; Viridiplantae; Streptophyta; Magnoliopsida; Sapindales; Anacardiaceae
Product: mannosyl-oligosaccharide glucosidase GCS1-like
Exons: 12
Coding region: 1-1227 (408 amino acids)
Biological process (GO): oligosaccharide metabolic process; protein N-linked glycosylation
Cellular component (GO): endoplasmic reticulum membrane
Molecular function (GO): Glc3Man9GlcNAc2 oligosaccharide glucosidase activity
Source: RefSeq, a predicted model, not a curated record